Messenger RNA from Puntigrus tetrazona (Sumatra barb), 1569 nucleotides. It is a transcript of the gene tyw5, whose product is annotated as tRNA-yW synthesizing protein 5. The record is from RefSeq and is a predicted model, not a curated record. NCBI's taxonomy places the organism in Eukaryota, Metazoa, Chordata, Actinopteri, Cypriniformes, Cyprinidae. Gene Ontology annotation, biological process: wybutosine biosynthetic process. Gene Ontology annotation, molecular function: 2-oxoglutarate-dependent dioxygenase activity; tRNA binding. The transcript has 8 exons. The coding region runs from base 390 to 1328 and encodes 312 amino acids.
CUAUGUGUGUUGUUUGUGUUAGUUAAAAACUACUUUUAGUAGCGUUGCCCGAACGAGUCGGUUCACAUUGAGUCGGUUGAACCUUUGUUGUUCAAAUAGAUGAAUCAAUUGAUUGAAUUGGUCAGAGUUCUCGGGCUAGCAACUCACCUAUUCGCUUCAUCUAUGAAUUAAACGCAAUUCUUAAAACGUAAUAAACAACAUUACACGCACGCGUAGGGUUUGUCGGUGAUUUAGUUAAAAGCGUAGACCUUUUAACUCGGUUCUUUGGAACCAACUGUUUAAAAGAGUCGACUCGCAAAAACGAGUCGGACUGUCUUAUCGCCACUUUCUGAGGAAGGCGGAGUGGUGCAGAUGGCCGCGAAUGGAGAGUAGAGUUCAGACUGUCAGAAAUGGAUUGUCAGGAAAAGCUGGAGGUUCCCGUCUACACAGAUGUGGACAGAGAGACUUUCCUGAGGGACAUAUAUCCAUUGCGUAGACCAGCGGUUCUGAAGCGCGUGCCCCUGGGGCCAUGUGUGCGUGCAUGGACGGCGAGCUAUGUCGCGCAGAAGGGGGCAGACCGCGAGGUCAAAGUUCAUGUGUCCCCAGAGCCCAGAAUGGACUUUCUGCACAAGAACUUUGUGUACAGGACACUACAGUUUGACAAGUUUGUUCAGAGAGCCGCAGAGGCAAAACACACAGAUUUCUUCAUUAGUGAGGAUGAAAGCUAUUACCUGCGCUCACUUGGAGAAGAUUUUCGCAAGGAACCGGCUGAUUUAAGCAAGCAGUUCCCUGAGCUGGCAGAGGAUUUUCACGUACCCCAGUUCUUUGAACCCGAGCAGUUUUUCUCCAGUGUUUUUCGUAUCAGUUCCUCUGGUCUGCAGCUGUGGACACAUUAUGAUGUAAUGGACAACCUUCUAGCUCAGGUUACAGGAAGAAAGCGUGUUGUUUUUUACAGCCCCGAAGAUGCACUCCAUCUUUACCUCACAGGGGACAAGUCUGAAGUUUUGGACAUUGACAAUCCCGAUCUGCAGAUUUAUCCUGAGUUUGUGAAAGCGCGUCGUUACGAGUGUAUUCUGGAGCCAGGAGACAUUGUCUUCAUUCCAGCUCUUUGGUUUCACAAUACCCUGGCUCUCCAGUUUGGAGUUGGUGUCAAUGUUUUCUGGAGGCAUCUUCCACCUGAGAGUUAUGAUAAGAAAGAUCCAUAUGGAAAUAAAGACCCGGUAGCAGCCACUCGAGCGCUCCAGUCACUGGAGAGGACUCUGGGCAUCUUGGAUGAACUGCCACCUGAUUAUCAGGAUUUCUAUGCUCGUCGCAUGGUGCUGCGGAUUCAAAAGCGGAUGUACUUAUAACGGGGUUUCAAUGUGUUUUAUUCUGUAGUUUAGUACCGUUUCCUGGUUUAUCAUGUGACUACCUUGAUCCUCGUGUUUUCCUGUUUUCUGAUUGGAUGGUAUGUAAAUGUUGCCUUUAUAUUUCACUAGUUAUUUAAGUUUAAAGUGUGUUAAACAUCCAUUUCCCAUAUCAACCUGUUAGUCCUGGUCGCUUUGUUUAUAUGUAUACUGAAGUUUCAAAUAAAGGAUGUAUUUUAUUUUA